This is a messenger RNA of Papaver somniferum (opium poppy), 639 nucleotides long. RefSeq lists its product as uncharacterized. The record is from RefSeq and is a predicted model, not a curated record. The transcript has 4 exons. The coding region runs from base 1 to 639 and encodes 212 amino acids. NCBI's taxonomy places the organism in Eukaryota, Viridiplantae, Streptophyta, Magnoliopsida, Ranunculales, Papaveraceae.
AUGGGGAAAAAGAUCCAAGUUGAAGAACUACUGUGCUGCAAGGACAAGAUCCUGAUGCCGAGCAAAGACAUGUCCAAUAAAUCUCAAGUCCUAAAUGAUAAUGCUGCAACAAAGAAAGAGCAUGAUGGAAAAUUUGCAUCCAGCAAAAAUGCUUCAAAAACUAAGGAGGCAUUAGCACAUACACAAGACAAAGGGAACCAGAUCAGUGUAAAUGGGGGUUCCCCUCGAAAUGGUAAUACUAGUGCCUACCUAAACGGGAACGUUGAGGAUUUUCAGGCUGUUGCUUCAACUGGCAAUGGAUCAGUUAAGCAAGAUCAAGUUCCUGGAGUUCAUAUUGUUCCUUCGUCCCUGUUUGGAAUUGGUGCCUACGGUCUGCCUGGACAGGUUGCUGCGCUGCAUCCCUUUGUUAUGCAGCAGCAAGGUGCUCCACCCUCUGUAACAUCAGCCAACACGCACAUUCCUCAAUCUCAUGUUGGCCAACUUCAGUCAGGGCCUGCAAUUUCAUUCCAUCCACAGUGGGAGAACCAGCAGGUUGUACCAGAGAGCUCACAGGUAUCAAGUCACAGUCAAUAUCAAAUGCCCCAAACUGAGCAAGGAUCUGGUGCUCGUUACGACUACGAGCUUACUGCUGAUUUGUAA